Messenger RNA from Fusarium musae, 3810 nucleotides. RefSeq lists its product as uncharacterized. The record is from RefSeq and is a predicted model, not a curated record. NCBI's taxonomy places the organism in Eukaryota, Fungi, Ascomycota, Sordariomycetes, Hypocreales, Nectriaceae. Gene Ontology annotation, molecular function: protein binding. The transcript has a single exon. Bases 1 to 3810 code for a protein of 1269 amino acids.
AUGGACAGUACCAGCAACAAGUCUGAGUUAAAUGGCUUCCAGCCCGCCCUCGGGCAGCAGCUGCAACUCGGCGCGCUGUACGAUGCUCGCACCCGUAGCUUCUUCAGUGGCAUGUCACUAUGGGACUCGGAGUCGAUGGCUGAGAAGGAACAAACCAAUGAAAACCAGGUCCAAAACGCCGACUACUACUUUACCUACUCCCUCGAUGAGGCCCGCAAGGAAAACUUGCUAGACAUUGAGGGCUCGCUGUCGCUAGACCUCAAGAUGUUCAGCGCAUCCGGAUCGGCCAAGUACCUCAAUGAGAAAAAGUCAUCACAAUAUGAGGCGCGAGUUAAUGUGUCGUGCACCGUGGAGCGACGCACAAGGACCAUCCCGAUGGAGGUGCUCAGUCGGAUCAAGUAUGGCAAUCUGCUUGACAACCCCCAGUUCACCCACUUCGUAUCUGAAGUGGUUGAGGGCGGUAGCGCCACGCUGACCUUUGCCCGGUCUUGCUCAUCGGAAGAGGAGGCAACCAAAGUGAAGGGAGAGCUCAAGGUCAAGAUCGUCAAGAUCCCAGUGGGAGGCGAGGCUAGUGUUGAGUGGAAGGAGGGCACCAAGGCCCUGAUGGAGAACAUGCGUAUCUCAUACAGCGGUGCCAUUGCGGAAAACGUCGGAAGUCUCGAGGAUGCGCAGCGUGUGGCCAAGGAGAUGCCGAGCAAGCUAGCCAAGCAGAUGAAUACCCUCAAGUACAAGUUGCUGCCUGUGGAGUUAGUAGACAACAAGGCUACCCGCGUCAUCCGCGCCAUCAACACCAACAUUGUCAACAGCACAGCCACCGUGCUUCACGACGGCGACGAUGUGUCGGUCGCACUCCGGAAGGUUUCGGAUGACACGGCGUUUGCAAAAUUCCCAAUGGUCAGGAAACAGAUUGCAAACUUCAGGGAUGCCUUCUCUAUCGUUGAGACUGACUUUACCUCCUUGGCAAGACGUCUGCUCCCAGAGCUACGGGACGGUAAUACCAACCAGCACGAGAAGGAGACCGAAUUGCUGAGAGCGGUCAAACUAUACUCGCGUCAAGUUUCAGUUGCACAGCAGUUUGUGGAGGCCAAGCUCCAAGAGGCUGAUGAACUGCGAAAGACAGUGGCCAAGCUCCUGGCGGACGGUUUCGGUGACUACCUAGCCGGUAAGACCCCAGGAUCGGUGAUCGAGGAGAGCCCACCGUGCCUGCUGCUGACACUGGGGGGCUCAUCUCUAAGCCAGCCUAAGCACGGGCUGCAGGCGCGUCUGGAGGCAUUAUCUCAGGACAGUCCAGCAUCCGGCCAGGAUGGCGAGGGUGACGAGAAUAGUGAUGGCGACGAUCUCGAGGAGGAGUGGUUCGAAGACCAGCAAACGACGAUGAUACUACAAAACUCAUGUAAACAGCUUAGGGAUCAGCGCAUCCAAGCUGUCCCUGGAGUCGCUGUCGUCUUUGGUGUGACAAACGCAGCAAGGGCCGUCCGUAACGGCAAGAAGGUUGCCACAAAGAUCGGCGAUAUCCUCCUUGGUCAUCGUGGCAAGCUCACCGUCGUCACAGGCGAGCUACCCAGCAGACCCUCGCCGCCGGCCGUUUCCGUCAAUGGCCAGGACCUGACAGUCAGCUGGAAACUCCCAGAAUCGUCGGACGGACCGAUCCCUGUCGACAACUGGAUCAUCCGCUAUCGUCGAGUGCCCAACGCUGAGAAGGACGGAGCCUUCCCACAUGCUGCUGAGGGAGAGCUCUUUAGCGAGAUUAAGUGCUCUGAUACAGCAACAGAAGCCAAGCUCAACCAACUCACCGACGACUGCGACUAUGAAGUUGCACUGGCAGUCCGCACCCUAGUUGGUGCCUCAGCCUGGAGUGCCUCUGUGGUCGGCCGCACAGAGAAGCGAACAUCUGAAGCCCAUCGCAUCAUCGACUUCUUUCACAAGAACGAGAAACUACUGACACAGCCACCACAAGAAGCUGGGCAGGUGCCUUGGUCGUUCGACCACGAGAGGUGCGUCAUCAACCUUGGCCACCGCGAAUAUCUGAGCCGCAAGUGCAGCACUGAAAGGUUCAAGAACGAGGUCGCUGUGCGUGUCGUGGACGUGGCCACCCAGUACAGGCCUGAAGUUCAGCCGGCGCCCCUCGAUAGCGCCAAGGACACGGUGGUAACUGUCUUUACCGGCCCCACUGGCGCGGGCAAGAGCACUCAGAUCAACGCCUUUGUGUCAUACAUGCUGGGCGGCGAUAUCGACGACACGGUCCGCCUCAUCUUGAUCGACGACAGCAAGGCCAACCAAAGCAGUUCCGUGACACAGCUCGUGACCUGCUACCGCCUGCGGCCCUUGACAGCCGAGUUUCAGGGCAAGACACUCAUCAUCGUCGAUACGCCGGGUUACGCCGAUACCCGCGGGCCCGAACGAGAUGCCUUUGUUACCGCCGCCAUGUCUGACUUCUUCCAGACUGUCUACCACGUCAACACUGUCAAUCUCGUCUGUAAGGGUGACGAAACACGCACAAACAUCAUCAAGCCCGUAACCUCUUACGUCUUUUCCCUCUUUGCCAAGGAUGUUAAAAGCUCUCUGCGGACCCUGUACACCUUCGGCGAUGGCCUCCGCCUCCUGGCCCACGACACCCUCAUCGAGCUCAAGUGGCCCGUCAGCAACGGUGAGAUGCAUAUCAAUAACGCAGCCUUUACCCUGUCACCCCUGGAUAACAGACUUGCUGGUUAUCGCGACAACUGGUACAGCAUGAUCCGAGGCCAGCGCCAAUUGUGCCUAAUGGUUCUCAAGAUGACGCCGGUUCCAACAAAGGGCUCCGCAGCUGUGACCAGGCAGCGUAUAGCCCUCGAAGAGAAGUGUAAGCUGGCUGAGAAGAAUAUCAGUGAGACCGCUACCAAUGCCAUGCUCGUUAUGAUGCAGCUCAAAGUCUUCUCUGUCGGACUGGGAUUACCCAAGGAUGCUAUGGUGGAGGUCGACACAAAGUCCGUCGAGACCACAAAUGCUCCGGAAGGCCAGUACACUACCUUCUGCAAAGACUGUACAAUUACCUGUCACGAGGACUGCGCAUACAAAAACGACGAUCAAAAGAAGGAUUGCGCCGCUAUGGUCAAUGGCUACUGUACAUUCUGCCAGAACAAGUGCAAGUGGGACAGGCACACAAACUACUGGUCCAUCUUCAGAAACGUGACUAUCAAGAAAUGGGUCCGGCAACAGGAGAUAAUUGAUAAAUGGGCUGAGGGUGAGAAAACCCAGGAGUCAGCUAUCCUGAACAUGCUGAAAGACUACUUGCAGACGCAGGGCGACCUCCGUGACAAGAUGUCGGAGCUUGCCAAGCUCAAUGCUAAGCUCGCCGAGGAUGCUCUGCAGCACGACUCCAGUGCCCUGCUGGGGUAUGUUAGGGAUCUGAUUGGUACCGCCAAGUCCCAGCCCAACGUCGAAGGCUAUAUCACACAGCUCGAGACGGCGCGUAAGACGCUGGCGCUGCUGUCCGAGCUCGAGAAGCAUAGCUCCACAGGCGCACCACUUGCACAGGACCUGACCGUUCUGGUCGAGAUUAUGCAGGACAUUCGGAAUGAGAUGGACCGUAGGUUGCUUUUGAAAGUUUCUGAGCGCGAAUUGGAGGAGAGCAAGCCGAGCAGAUUGUACAACACCCUAUAUGCGAAGCUACCAGACCAUAUCCAGCAGAAGGUUCCGAAGCCGCUCCCCGAGCAGACGUCGAGGUCGACUGGCGCUUUGUACAAAGAGAAUCUGCAGUCUGUUGUGGCUUUGAUCCACGAGAUCCUCAAGGACGGCGGCGUCGUGGCUGCUCUCGCGGCGGGUCCCAAAUAG